Jaculus jaculus (lesser Egyptian jerboa) is the source of this 2196-nucleotide messenger RNA. RefSeq names its product phosphomannomutase 2 (gene Pmm2). NCBI's taxonomy places the organism in Eukaryota, Metazoa, Chordata, Mammalia, Rodentia, Dipodidae. The coding region runs from base 54 to 824 and encodes 256 amino acids. Gene Ontology annotation, biological process: mannose metabolic process; protein N-linked glycosylation; GDP-mannose biosynthetic process. Gene Ontology annotation, molecular function: phosphomannomutase activity. Gene Ontology annotation, cellular component: cytosol. The record is from RefSeq and is a predicted model, not a curated record. The transcript has 8 exons.
GGCGCGGGGGGCGGGAAGGAGGGCGGACCCGGAACCCUCGAGCGGAGUUAUCGAUGCCAACGGGUCCUGGGAAGUCCUGCGCGAGGAAACGAGACAUGGCGGCGCUGUGCCUGUUCGACGUGGAUGGGACCCUGACCGCCCCGCGGCAGAAAAUUACAAAAGAAAUGGAUGACUUUCUACAGAAAUUGAGGCAGAAGGCCAGAAUUGGAGUGGUCGGCGGUUCAGACUUUGAGAAAGUGCAAGAGCAGCUGGGGAGCAACGUGGUUGAGAAGUAUGAUUAUGUGUUUCCAGAAAAUGGCCUGGUAGCCUACAAAGAUGGAAAAUUCUUGUGUAAACAGAAUAUUCAGGGUCAUCUGGGUGAGGCGCUGAUCCAAGACCUGAUCAACUACUGCCUGAGCUAUAUUGCGAAGAUCAAACUCCCUAGGAAAAGGGGCACCUUCAUCGAAUUCCGAAAUGGCAUGUUGAAUGUGUCCCCUAUUGGACGAAGCUGCAGCCAGGAAGAGCGAGUUGAGUUCUUUGAACUCGAUAAAAAAGAAAAUAUACGACAAAAAUUUGUAGCGGACCUACAGAAGGAGUUUGCAGGAAAAGGCCUCACCUUUUCCAUAGGUGGCCAGAUCAGCUUUGAUGUCUUUCCUGACGGCUGGGACAAGAGGUAUUGCCUGAGACAUGUGGAAUGUGAUGGUUACAAGACCAUUUAUUUCUUUGGAGACAAAACCAUGCCUGGGGGCAAUGACCACGAGAUCUUCACAGACCCCAGGACCGUCGGCUACACGGUGACGGCGCCCGAGGACACGCGGAGGAUCUGUGAGGAGCUCUUUCCUUAACAGCGAAGGGACGAGGUGGGGCCAGCGCCGAGGCCCCCCAUGCGUAUGUCCCGAUGGCCACAGGGACGGGAGUUCACCCAGCUGCACCCCAAGGGAGAGAAAGGACUUGUCAGAAACGGUUCUGGCGGCCCCAUGCCGAUCAUCCCUGUGCUCAGGAGGCCAAGGCAGGAAGAGCACCACAAAUUCAGUCAGCCUAGGCUACACAGUGGGUGCCCUAUCUCAGAGACCUCUCCCCCAGCCUCUGCUCGGAGAACUGUCUGAUAGGGUGUAGUUGGAUUUGCUUAGGUUAAGGCUGACUUCCCCGUUCUUGAAUGAAGCAGAAAAGAGCAUGUCAGAGCCCCUCUUCAUGGGUCCUGUGAGAAUGGUUUCUUUUUCUCUCUUUUGAGGUAGGGUUUUGCUCUAUCUCAGGCUGACCUGGAAUUCACUGGGUAGUCUCAGGUGGCCUCGAACUCACUGUGAUCCUCCUACCUCUGCCUCCCGAGUGCUGGGAUUAAAGGCGUGUGCCGCCACACCCAGCUCAGCCUUAAAUUCUUGAUCCUCCUGCCUCAGCCUCCUGAGUGCUAGGAUGGCAUUUCUUUACCAGCAGGCCCCGCUUAGUCUUGUGAAAAUGUGACGGCUACUAACGUUCAGACCCUUGGGUCACCUGAGAAAGGGCGGGCCAUCUGCAGUACCCACCAGGGAGAGCAGUUAAAGGGUACUUCCCGAUGCCGCCCAGGGUUGGCGGUGUGAGCAGUGCUAGUGUGCCGUGCUGGGCCGCAGGGCUGGAGACUUUUCCAACCGGCUUCCUGCUUGUCGGCCAGGCCUGCUGGGCAGACAGCUGGCCGAGUAACAGCUGACCCCACACGGUUUGCACCUUGCUGGCCUGCCUGGAAUUUGGGCCAGAUCUAUUCACUACACUGACUGCUUUCCUGUAACCAGAGAGGAGAGGAACCAAACACUGGGGGCAGCCCAGAGGAGCUCCUUGGACAAGCAUCACUGGAACCUGAUGGCCACAAGGAUAGGAGCUCCUCUGACCUCUCCGCCUCUUCUCUGGCCCGCUGGGAGAACGGUUCUUUCGUGCACCACUGUUUUGCAUCUGGAAAUGUGCUUGCCCGUCUGGUGCUGGGUAGGCGGCCUCUCUGGGAUCUGCCAGUGUAUCUGGGCCAGGAGCCUCUGCAACGCUGCUCCUGCCUCCAGCCACCAUGUGUCCCAUCCAGAGACAGCCCACCUUGCCCCUGGGCUAGCUGCCUAGGGCUACAAAACAGCCCCUCCACCUCCUCUGUCCCCCAUAAGAGACUGCCAGGACCCUCAUCCUGUGGCUUCUGUCCCUGCUGCAGUUGGCACGUGGUACUGUAAUGCCCUGGCUGGCACAUUAAAGGAACGGUUUUUUACA